AUGAUUUGGGUUGUUCUUCUUGUAGGGGCCAUAGUAGUUUCUCUCACUGUGUGUGCUUGUGUAUUGUGGGUUCGACAUUAUCAAGACACCUACGACAAGAGUCUUUUAUCGAACAUAAUAACUGUAGUGAGCUUUUCAUUGGUGACCUCAUUGUUAGUGAUUAUUCCCAUUGACAUAUACUCUGCUGUAUCCACGAAGCCCGAGAAUCGAGUUGCCGGUGAUGCUUCGACUUUGACCACUUCGAUCUUUUACUAUUUGUUUGAGUUACUGAGUUUGUUAUGUGUGACGUGUGUAGUUCCCUACGCAUUCUUUUACGUCGAAGAUUAUGACGAAGACGAGAAGAAGAAGUCUAUAUGGCAGCGGAUCUUCAAAGUAGUUCGCUUUGCCUUUAUUAGUGGCGUGAUAAUCUUUGGCAUCUACAUCAUUGGGAUAUUUGUUCCAUUCACCACAACGAUUCCCCACCUUUCGAGCACAACGUCGGAGGAGUUGACGCCAAUUGAGAAAUGGGAGAGUGCCAUUCUACCGACCAAUUGGUUUGAACGGGGGUUUCAGUUUCUUCACGCGUGUAUCACUAUCUUUGGGUUUCUGUUUCUGUUGACGUACACGGUAUAUGGUAUGGCGGACGCUGGGAUCUCAUUGUUAAAAGGACAACAAGACGACGCGGAAGCGUCUUCCGCGAUCUAUGAACGUCUUGAGAAGAUUGAGAGAGAAAUUGAUGAGAUAAAACGGCACAGCGAUGCUAAGACUGGGAGACCGAAAGAUGUGAAGACACGGCGACGGUUAGGACAGCUUCGUGUAUAUGAGAAGAAGUUACGGCGGGCACAAGAGAAGGUAGAAGGGAGAGAUUCAUGGAUUUCCUUAUUAAAAGUGAAGACGCGGGGGUUUGGGAUUUUCUUUGGAUUAGUUUUUACGUUACUUGGUGCUGUUAUAAUAGUCUCGCUGUUAAUUAGUUUAGUAGUUUCGAUAGUCAAGAGCAGUUGUGGAAUCACUUGUGGCUUUGUUCUUGAUGAUCCAAAUAGUUUAAAUCCAAUUGAUAUGGCGCUGCGGAUGUUGGGGAUGUUCUUCCCAUUAGAUUAUCUUUUGUAUGGUAUCUUAAUAGGAUUUGUUAUCUUCUCCACAUUGAAUGGGAUAGUCAAAAUCGAUGUGCGAAUUUUUUGUAUUCAACUCUUCGAAGUCAAAGUAAAAGAAACAUGGCCACAAGGUUUACUAGCAACAGGGGUCAUAGUCACAUUCGCUACGUAUGCUUUCCUCAACCUUUUAUAUUAUUUCGCUCCUAUCUAUUCCACCUUUGGCAAUCAGAAGUACUCAAUUGAUCAAGAGACAAUCCAAUGUAGUCUUCAAGCUCCAGUCGAAAUGUGUAUGCUAAGUCGAACAGGAUACAUCGCACUCAUUAAUCAACUCGGAUAUAACUUCGUCGCUAUAUUCAAUUACUUCGCUGCUUGGGCGUUUUGUGUCGGGUGGGGAAUCUCCAUAGCCGUGUCGUUCUUCCUUAAGAAGAAGAAGAGGGACGACCUUGAAAUGGAUCUAUUGAAUUGA
Messenger RNA from Entamoeba invadens IP1, 1536 nucleotides. RefSeq names its product LMBR1 domain containing protein, putative. The transcript is spliced from 2 exons. Gene Ontology annotation, biological process: protein localization to vacuole. The record is from RefSeq and is a predicted model, not a curated record. Lineage: Eukaryota; Evosea; Mastigamoebida; Endamoebidae. Gene Ontology annotation, cellular component: vacuolar membrane. Bases 1 to 1536 code for a protein of 511 amino acids.